Molecule: messenger RNA, 711 nt
Organism: Phytophthora nicotianae INRA-310
Lineage: Eukaryota; Oomycota; Peronosporomycetes; Peronosporales; Peronosporaceae
Exons: 3
Coding region: 1-711 (236 amino acids)
Molecular function (GO): N-acetyltransferase activity
Source: RefSeq, a predicted model, not a curated record
AUGAAUGUCCGUGAAAGACACAUAUCGACGCUUUGGUGUUGGACGGAAGCUCGUCGCAGCACUCGAGAAAUGGGCUCAAGAGAACAGAUUUUGGAAGGUCUGGUUGACGAUGGGAGCGUCAUGGACAAGGCCAGAGCGUUCUACCCCUCGGUGGGGUUUAGGCAGACAACCGUCGCCGGAGUCAGCAAAUAUCUCUACUUCGAGGUGUACACAUUUGAGAAGGUCCUGGAUGCCCCGUUGAAUGCCAAAACGACAUUGUUGUACGCCAGUUCCGACCGGGGGGCGGUGGCGCUCUUUGAGGACGGCAUGAUGCACUACCCCUCAUCAAUGACGUACAGCAAACCUGGAGGAAACUUUUGGGUUGCAACACCUCGAUUGAAGCCGACCGAAAUGGUGGGGAUAGUGGGUCUCGAAUCUCAGGACGCCAACGCAGGAAAGCUACGCCGCAUGUCUGUGAAGGAGAACUAUCGACGCCGUGGUGUUGGUCAUCUGCUGAUUCAGGUACUUGAAGAUUGGGCCAAGAAGCAUGGCUACCACAAGAUUUGGCUGGGCGCAGGAACUGUGAUGGAGAAGGCGCGUGCGUUCUACUCGUCUGAGGGCUACACCCAGACAAAAACUUUCGUUAUCAACGAGGAUCCGCAUAUCGAAGGAGUCGUCUCUGAAAAGACGCUGGAUAACGAUGCAAUUCGUAAGAAUACGCAUAUCGCUUGA